AUGGAAAACCAAGUGAACUUACCUGCCACUAUUUCUCUUGAAGGGCGCGCAUUACAUUCUAUGGAGGAAGCAUUUCAGAUUCUACACGAAUGUUCACAAGAUGAAGUCUAUCUCAUAGCAAUGCAAAUGCAAUCUGAGCUUAUGGGGCUUAUUGAGACCGGCGAGGACUAUCUGUAUAAGCUUCAUGAGUUUGUUGACAGAGGAGAGUUCUGGCGCGGUCAUGAGUCAGACGAGGACAGCUUCCGAUAUAAUUGGAGAGCAGCUAGGGAUGCUAUCGCCAAUAUGACAAAGACAUUGGAGUAUAUUGACAGCAUCUGA
Messenger RNA from Penicillium manginii, 318 nucleotides. RefSeq lists its product as uncharacterized. The transcript has a single exon. The coding region runs from base 1 to 318 and encodes 105 amino acids. The record is from RefSeq and is a predicted model, not a curated record. Lineage: Eukaryota; Fungi; Ascomycota; Eurotiomycetes; Eurotiales; Aspergillaceae.